Molecule: messenger RNA, 625 nt
Organism: Rotaria sordida
Lineage: Eukaryota; Metazoa; Rotifera; Eurotatoria; Philodinida; Philodinidae
Source: the annotation of a GenBank genome assembly
AUGAAACUUUUCCUUCUUCUGAUUCUUUUCAUAAUCGAUCUUAUUCUUGGUUUUGAUCGCUCACAAUUUCAUGAAUAUUGUAUAAUUGGAGCUGGUCCAGCUGGUUUACAAUUAGCUUAUUUUCUUCAAAAAGUUAAACGAGAUUAUAUUAUUUAUGAAAAAGCCUCUCAAGCAGGUUCAUUCUUUAUUGAUUAUCCUCGACAUCGUCGAUUGAUUAGCAUUAAUAAACGUAAUACAGGAGAAAAAAAUCGAAAAUUUAAUUUAAGACAUGAUUGGAAUUCUUUAUUGUCUGAUGAUGAUCAUUUGCGAUUUACUCAUCGUUCGAAACAACUUUUUCCAUCGGCAGAUCUUAUGGUUGAUUAUUUAAAUGAUUUUUAUCGUUAUUAUAAUCUUCAUAUUCAAUUUAAUACAACAAUAAAAAAUUUACAACCAAUAUCUGAACAAACAACAACAUGCGAUUCAAAAGAUUGUUCAUUUUCAUCAAUAGCACGUUUUCGAAUGAAUGAUCAACAUGACAAUCGAUAUACUUGCGGAAUUGUUAUUGUUGCUACAGGUCUUUUUAUUCCAAAUAUUCCACUUGUAGAUGGUAUAGAUUUAGCUGUUGGAUAUGAAAAUCUAUCACUUG